CGGCGCCUUGCGCGUCGUGACCUUGCUGGAGGCGCUGCUAGGGAGGCGGGAUGCGGUCGGGAGGCGCUGCGGGUGAGGGAUUGAGCUGCCUCCUUUUCAGCGUCCGAUUCCACGAAGCUUAUCUCCGCCUAGUUGGACAUGGACCGCGGCGGAGCGGCCGGCUAGGGAUAUCCCAAAUCGAAGUGGCCGCACUAUGUCCACCUUUCGUUGUGAGGGCGGCAUUCUUCUAGCUCUAGGGUGAGCUCCUCGAAAUCCCGACGGUGCGGCGCCUACGAGCCAUGGCGAGGGGGUAGGGUCCCUCUUCGGUGAUAGAGAUGGAAGAUGUUGUUCCCCUUCUUCUCUAGGUGUUCCUGGAGCAUGGCCAUCUUCGAAGGUCGGCUAUGUCCUGCUCUGCUGCUCUGCUUUACUACAUAUGAUCCUAGUGUGGAGUGCUCGGCCUCUGCAAACUGUAAUCUUAAUUUCCUUUUCAUUAGCUGCUUGUGGAGGUUGUAGUCAGCGUUUCAGUCAAGUGUUCCCCAUUGUAUCGUUCUGACCGCUGUAAUUUGGUUGUUUGUUGUAACUCCUGGCCGGUUGAUGGCUUUGUUAAUUCAAAGCCGGGCUCUUCGCGAGCCUUCGUUCUAAAAAAAAAACUUAUGUGGACAAAAGCAAACUCAACGAAACUUCAGUGGUCGAAAUGGAUAUUUUUCGUUAAAUUACUACACUCCCACUUGACAAACACAUAAAUGCAUACUCUAUUGAUUUCUCUGCCAUGCAUGCAUGCAUUUACGUUCAACUUAGGCCUGAUCUGAUAUACACUAAUUUUUUUAUUUCCGUCCAACAGUCUCAGUCAUUCCCACCUGAAGAAAUAUGCUGGCAUGCUUUCUGUGUCUGGAGGAGGCAAAACCUACUUGCAAAUAAUGGAUAGUUGUGAUAAGAAUAUGUUUCGUGUUCGUCACCUGUCGCAGCAGAAGGAAUUGCCAAAGUAUGUUGCUUUCAAAGGCGACAAUGGCAAGUACCUCAGAGAACCGUCUCACUAUGAGCAGCCGCAGCAGUUUUCGGCGUCUGACAUCAAAGAUCAAGAUGUGGUCUAUGAGACUUUCACGGAUGACUAUGGUGUCGUUCGUAUAAAAAGCAAUGGCUCAGGCAGGGUUUUGAAAUCUUUCCCCGGCGAAGAUGGUAUUCCGAUUGCUAGUGUGAAGGAUGCUGGCUUUCAAUUCAACUCAGACAUACCAGAAGACACCAUCUACAAGGAUGUUGACACAUUGUUUAAGGUGGUCUUCAAGGAUGGGAACAACAUUGCACUCCAAAACAUUGGCAACGGUAAAUUCUGCAAGAAUCUAAACUUGCCUGGAGGCUGGAUCAGUUUCCUCUCUGCAUCUGCCGCCAACAGCAAUACGAGAGAAGCAACAUUCCAGAUUGAAGAACCAGUUAAAUCUCGAGAAAUCUAUGAUGUUGAGUACCGGGUCGGUGGAGUUAAGACUAGCUCCAACCAAAAGGUCACUAGGACCGAGGUGCUUGCUACCAAUAGAACACACGAAAGCCACACUGCCCAAACUAGCAUCGAAAUGUUUGACAGAACAGAGAGUAAAUGGGAUGCAAAGUUAACACUCGACGCAGAAUAUAACUGGGGGGAAACCAAGGAACAAAACACUAAGCGCACAACAUUAUACUCCUAUCCUGUGCCUUCGAUGACCAAAGUGAUUUGGAGCAUAUUUUCAAGAGAAGAUGUCAUUGAUGUUCCCUUCUCAUACAAGCAGAGAGACGUUCUGUUCACUGGACAAGUACUUCCCCUGCGGCAAAUGCACGAUGGCAUCUAUCAUGGUGCCCACUCCACUGAUAUCGACAUCGACACCAUUGAAGAAAAGGUCGCAUAAUUAGUUAAUGCAUGCAUGGGCCGAUAUAUAUAUGUACUAAAUAAAUAAAGUCCAUCAUUUGUGUUAUCAUUCUAUGUUACAUAUGUAAUCGAUGUACCAACCUUUUAUUGUCACCUAUAUAUAUCUGAAUUAAUAU
This is a messenger RNA of Aegilops tauschii subsp. strangulata, 1989 nucleotides long. The record is from RefSeq and is a predicted model, not a curated record. NCBI's taxonomy places the organism in Eukaryota, Viridiplantae, Streptophyta, Magnoliopsida, Poales, Poaceae.